GAGCUCGAGUCUCAGAGCUGACACAGGGAGCGGGCUGGCGCGCGGGACGGACACCGCUCGUGCUCUCACCGGGUCGCCGCUGACUGCUGGGGAGCUCCGCUGUGUGGAGCUGGUUCCUGGUCCUCAGGUGAAAAAGUCCUCGUGGAAAUAAUGUGGAAACUUCAGUCUGCAAUGCCACUCCUGCUCCUGGGUCAUUUCAUCUUUCCAGAUGAGAUGUUGGUGGGAGCCAUUGAGGAGGCCAGAGAAUGCAGGGAGCAGGAGUACAAAGACCGCUUUGGCAUCUGCAAACCCUGCAGGCAGUGCGAGGCCGGACAGGAGCUCUCUAAGGAAUGCGGCUUCGGCUAUGGAGAAGAUGCCCGGUGCGUGCCCUGCCGGAGCAGUCGCUUCAAAGAGGACCGCAGCCUGCAGAAGUGCAAGCCCUGUCUGGACUGUGCCCUCAUCAACCGCUUCCAGAAGGGCAACUGCUCCACCACCAGCAACGCCGUGUGUGGCGACUGCCUGCCGGGAUACUACAGGAAGACCAAAUUAAGUGGAUUCCAGGACAUGGAGUGCAUACCCUGUGGGGACCCUCCACCUCCUUAUGAGCCCAACUGUAGUGGGCGUGUCAACCUGGUGCCGCUGCCCCCGGUGGUGACCAGCCCCCGGGACAUGGCCUUGGCUGCAGUCAUCUGCAUCGCUCUUGCCACUGUGCUGCUGGCUCUGCUCGUCCUCUGCGUCAUCUACUGCAAGAGGCAGCUGCUGGAGAAGAAGCCCAGUGCAGCCUCUCUGAGGUCUCAGGAUUGUCCGUACGGCGACGCUGAGCUGUCCUGCCUGGAUGCCCGCUGGCUCCAUGACUUUCCCCAGAGACCCUGCUGCAACUGCCACCUGGGCCCGGGACACAGCUGUGGCCCAGUCCAUCUGAUUCCUUCUUUGUGCUGUGAUGAGAGCUGCAGUCUAGACCACAACCGGGACAUCAGUCCCUUCCAGUCCCAGAUGAGCCUCAGGGACGGAAAUCCAAACCUGAAUGAGGAGGGCGCUCUCCUGCAGCUGCAGGGGCAUUCGGAGCAUGCCUGCUGGGAAGCUGCUGGGAUGAAGAAGAGCUCGGCUUCUCUGGAAUAUUCUGGGAUUCCCCAGAACUAUCCUGAACAGAUGGACAGAGAUGAAGAAGAGGAGGAAGUUCAAGAAAGGCCAGGGGCAAGUCCUUGUUCAGACGCUGGGACUGAUGCAUUUCUGGCCCAACAGCUGGUACUAAGCUAAGAAGACCCAUCUGUGAGGAAGACUCUGGUGUUCAGUCUGCUCUUCUCUUGUUGCUGAUGGCUCCAUGUGUGCCUUCCUCUUCCCAGGAUGAACUGAAUAUCUGUGGCCUGCAUUUCCCCAUCUUGAACCUACUGGACUUGACUGCAGCCUCUGGAUUACCCCCUCCCAGCCCCUCCUCGCCAACACACGGGUCAGCAGCGCUCUCGCUUCGACAUACCUCCACGCCGACCUCGGAGAACAAGUGCACACACGCCAACGUGAGGCGGAGAAUGUGAACCCCAAAGGGUGGAAUCAAAUGAAGCUGAAGCGUGGAGCGAGGUGAAGCUCUGCUUCCAGAAUGUAGGACCCCCCCCCUGCUCCUCCAGCAGCUGGUGAUAAUGAAGCUUUCUUUCGUGUGUAGAAGCGAUGUGUGCUGCUUUUGAAGUGUGAAGACAAAAAGAAAACAAGGUCACAAGGGACAAAGUUGCAUAUUAAAGACAAUCUGGAGACAGAACAAGUAAAGUUGAGGAACGUCUUAAGUGAAGAGUCUGCUGUAGAUAAUGUACAUUAGUAAAUAGGUCAAUAUUUUUGUAACGACUGUAGAGACCUCAUGUUUGUUGGAUGCGAGUUUCUGCUGUAAAUAAAAUAUGAUGUAUUUGAUAACACA
Oryzias latipes (Japanese medaka) is the source of this 1882-nucleotide messenger RNA. It is a transcript of the gene tnfrsf19, whose product is annotated as tumor necrosis factor receptor superfamily, member 19. Gene Ontology annotation, cellular component: plasma membrane. The record is from RefSeq and is a predicted model, not a curated record. Gene Ontology annotation, molecular function: protein binding; signaling receptor activity. NCBI's taxonomy places the organism in Eukaryota, Metazoa, Chordata, Actinopteri, Beloniformes, Adrianichthyidae. Gene Ontology annotation, biological process: positive regulation of JNK cascade; positive regulation of canonical NF-kappaB signal transduction.